Bufo bufo (common toad) is the source of this 661-nucleotide messenger RNA. RefSeq names its product meiosis/spermiogenesis associated 1 (gene MEIG1). The transcript is spliced from 3 exons. The record is from RefSeq and is a predicted model, not a curated record. Gene Ontology annotation, cellular component: nucleus. Lineage: Eukaryota; Metazoa; Chordata; Amphibia; Anura; Bufonidae. Bases 356 to 643 code for a protein of 95 amino acids.
UUAUGAGUGGUUUGUUAGCCAGGACUAAGGCAGAAGCCCUUCAAGAGCGGACCUUCUAGCCAAUCAGCGCUGUACUGUCUGAAGUCAGCAGCCAAUCAGAUAAGAGCUGGAUGAGAACGCUUGUAUUAGAAGGCAGAGACUGUAGUGAGAAGAGAGCACAUUUCCCAGGGAAAUGUUACAACGUCCACCAUCUCUAGGGCAUGCUAGCCACGCCCAUAAACUUAGGGUAAUCAUUUUUGGCCUCAUCUUCUGAAGCUGCGCGUCAGUUGUCGCUAGGAGACCGGAGAUCUGUAACUGCUGCUGAUCGGUGCUUUUGAGAUUUGACGAGACUGAAGACAACCACAACCUCGCAGCAAUGUCUAAUGUAGAAUCUGGUGCCUUCAACUCUGAAGUUAAACCAAAAUCAAUGACUCGUGCAAAGCAGUGGACGGACGAGAUAGAAAACCUGUACAGAUUCCAAACCGCUGGCUACAGAGAUGAAGUGGAAUACAGGCAUAUAAAGCAAGUGGCUAUGGUGGAUCGCUGGCCGGUCACCGGAUUUGUGAAAAAGUUGCAGAGGAAAGACAAUACAUUUUAUUACUACAACAAGAGCAGAGAAUGUGAAGACAAAGAAGUCCAUAAAGUAAAAGUGUAUGUCUACUAAAUAAAUGUCCACACCUUG